AUGUUAGGGAGUUUUUGUUUGAGAUAUAAUGUGCAACAUAUGCUGGCACCACCGUAUCACCCUAGUUCUAAAGGAAAGGUAGAAAUAUUGGUGGCAGUUGUUAAGAGUUGGUUGAGAAAGGCCAAAGAAGGCAAAGAAGAAAUUUUGAUUGCUCAUUUAUAUUAUAAUAAUGGGGUAGGAAAGGAUGGUAAAUCUCUUUCAGAAAAAAUGUUGGGAAGAAAAACUAAUGCUUUUUUAGAUAUGUUGAAACCUGUUUCGAAAAUUUUAGAAAUUGAAAAUAAUGUGGAAUAUGAAUAUGAAUAUAUAGUUGAACAAAAGGUCUGGGUUAGAAUGUAUGGGAGUGGUAAAAUAUGGGAAAGGGGAAUAAUUAUAGAUUAUUUAGUUAAUAAAUUAUGUCAAAUAUAA
This is a messenger RNA of Gordionus sp. m RMFG-2023, 405 nucleotides long. RefSeq lists its product as uncharacterized. Lineage: Eukaryota; Metazoa; Nematomorpha; Gordioida; Chordodea; Parachordodidae. Bases 1 to 405 code for a protein of 134 amino acids. The transcript has a single exon. Gene Ontology annotation, molecular function: nucleic acid binding. The record is from RefSeq and is a predicted model, not a curated record. Gene Ontology annotation, biological process: DNA integration.